Molecule: messenger RNA, 6736 nt
Organism: Suricata suricatta (meerkat)
Lineage: Eukaryota; Metazoa; Chordata; Mammalia; Carnivora; Herpestidae
Gene: HIP1R
Product: huntingtin interacting protein 1 related
Exons: 31
Coding region: 2405-5677 (1090 amino acids)
Biological process (GO): actin filament organization; clathrin coat assembly; endocytosis
Cellular component (GO): actin cortical patch; clathrin-coated vesicle
Molecular function (GO): actin filament binding; clathrin-cargo adaptor activity; phosphatidylinositol-3,5-bisphosphate binding
Source: RefSeq, a predicted model, not a curated record
AGUAUACAUUUGGACCAUCGGUGAAGUAGAGGCUGUGUUGAGUGACCUGGGGGAAGGCUGGGAGGUAUGACAGCCUCACCCUGGCACCACCCUUCACUCGGCCACGCUCCCCUCUCCUGCCACCAGGUUGCAUGAAGCCAGCCGCCUCCCUGCUCCUUCCCUGCUCAGCGCCCCACCACUGCCCUCCCUCCCUAGCCAGCCUGUGCCUUUAGGGCGGGCCCCUGCUUCUGCUCUCCAGCUGCUGGCUCCCAAGACGGGGAGCAGAGAGAGGGAUCCGUUAACACAGGAGCCCCUGCAGCUUGCUCUGACUUGGGCUUGCAUCUCUGCAUCUACAGCCUCCUCCUGGGCCUGUUCUGCAUGUGUCGCUUCAGCUCUGCUUUUGCCUGGAAUCUUCCAGGUCAGGCUAGACCAGGUGGCAGUCAUCAGAAGAGCCAGCUCAGGUGUCGGGGCAGCUGGGGCAUAGGGUUACACGCCCCCCACCCCCACCCCCAGAGACUGGCGUUCCCGGCUUAGGAGGUGGCAGCUGCUUGCUGCUGGCGGAGGUGUGGCCCCCGCAAUGGUGCCCUGUGCACGGCCGCCCCUGCCUGCCCCUUCCCAGCUCUGCGCCCGUAUGGGAGGGAGGAGCCUGGGACGCUGUACAGCAGAGUCGCUAAGGACACAGCAGUCAGCCAGACCUGGAUUUGCCGUUAGUAGCCGUACAGACAGGAUGCCUGACCUCUCUGUACCUCAGUUUUCUCUUCAGGAAAGUGGGCUCAUGCCUACUUCCUACGGCUGUUGCUGGAGGUGUGUUGCCUACGCCUGGAAUAGUGUAAUCACCCAGGCGAUGGCCUUUGAUGAUCUUCAAUGUCACCACCACUGUGGUGGACAGAGGUCUGCCUGGGUGGCGUGUGGUGAUUACAUGGGGCAGGGAGAAGUAGGCCCAGGGCUUGGCCUCUCUCCCAGUGGCUGCUCAGUGAUGCUUGCUCAACAAAGCUAGGCGCUGAGGCCUCAGGGAGGCCGUGCUGGCAGAGGGUCGGUAACAGAUGGCCGAGGAAGCCUUCCAGGUCUGGCUCCUUGCGGCUUUGGGAAUAAGAGAAGCCAGAGCCUGUCUGGGUUUCUGUUGGGACCCAAGGAUGGGACACCAGGAGAGGCCCCUGAGAGGCCUGGUGUGGGGUCAGCACCCCUGUGUCUGGUGGGUGGGCUCUAUGGUGGGAGGGCUGGGCCGGGUUCGGCAGCUGCAUGCCUGAUGGGAGAGGCCUGCCUUCACCCCUGUGGGGUUGCUUUUCUUACGGACCGAGGGAACCUCACAGCCUUACCAGCUAGGCCUGAAGUUGGUUCAGGGUGGACGUGUGCCGAGGUGAAACCGCAUCCUCGCCAGGCCGGGCGUUUAUACUGUGCGGACGCUGGAGGUGGAUAGCAUGGCGGCCUCUAGGCUGAGAAGAAAGCAAGUGUCGGGGCUGCCCCAUGGGGCUCCCUCUGCCCCCUCCCCUCCCUACUGUCUGAGUCGGGCCACCAUACAAGUAUGUCCUGUUGACAAGGCCUUGACCUGCUGGCGUGGGUCCCAGGCUGCAGGGUGAGGGCACAUGGCAGCCCUGACCCUUGCUCAGCCUUGCAGGUCCUAGCACGGCCUGGGGGCCAGGCUGCUGUGGGCUCUGGCGAAGGACCAGUGUUGGUAGGUUUGCUGGGGACCUGCUUGUCGCUCCUGCCAAUGGACCCAGGUGGCUCUUGUCCAGCCACAAACCUUGAUGUCCCUAACUCAGUGUGGGGCAGCUGGACAGGGGCUUGAGGAGCCUGCCCACAGGGGGAGGAAUAAAACACACCCGAGUAAAGCCGGGGCCCUUUGGUGAGGGAGCAGUCCCAUCCAGGAAGCCUCUGGCUGCAGAGGCCCUGAGCUAAAGGGGAGGAGACAGGACCCCAGCAGGUGGACAUGGGUGAGGACCCCUGCCCACAAAUGACAUGGCUGCCUGCUCCGUGCCCGAGUGACAGCAGUAUGCUGAGUGGAUCCCCCCAGUAGGGCCACAGUCUCCAUCUGCUUCAUUGAGGGUGGGCAUUGAGUUAGGACUUGUCCACAUCGAGGAGGGUGGGGGCCUGUGUGGCAGGUGGGCCACAGGACCUGGGUUUGUCCUGUGUUUCCAUGGAGUGGCAGUGUGGCCUUGCCCACAGUAAUGUGGGGGAUGACACAUGUCCUCACAGAGCACCAUGAGGACUCAGGAGGGAUGGGGCGGAGGAUGCUACAUUGUUGCUACUGGCUGCUCCCCCUGGGGCCCGGGAGGGGCUCCUCUUCUGGGGUGAGCUACGCACUCGCAGGUGUCUGCCCAGAGGUGGCCUCCUGCGGCCACCAGCCAGCCUCCAUCCUCACUUCCUAGCCCCCAGAAGGCUCCCAGGGGCGUUUUGGCAUCAGGUGCUAACUCAUUUUCAGCUGUACAUGUCAAGUGAAAGAAGUUUUCAGAGCUCCUGUAGGUUGAGAGAAUGUCCUUUUCCUCUGCAUCUCUACACCUUCCUUUCACGGGAAGACUCCAUCCUGCAUCUUCUGGGGGAGUCGGCCUGGUGGGUGUCUGACCUCCGCCUCCUCUGUGCCCCCCAGGCCAUCAGCAUCAGCAAAGCCAUCAACACCCAGGAGGCCCCCGUGAAGGAGAAGCAUGCCCGGCGCAUCAUCCUGGGCACCCACCAUGAGAAGGGGGCCUUCACCUUCUGGUCCUACGCCAUUGGUCUGCCCCUUCCCAGCAGCUCCAUCCUCAGCUGGAAGUUCUGCCAUGUGCUCCACAAGGUCCUCCGAGACGGGCACCCGAACGUGCUGCACGACUGCCAGCGCCAUCGGAGCAACAUCCGGGAGAUCGGAGAUCUGUGGGGACAUUUGCAUGACCGCUACGGACAGCUGGUGAACGUUUACACCAAACUCUUGCUGACCAAAAUCUCCUUCCACCUCAAGCACCCCCAGUUUCCUGCGGGCCUGGAAGUGACAGACGAAGUGUUGGAGAAGACUGCUGGCACUGAUGUCAACAACAUCUUCCAGCUCACCGUGGAGAUGUUUGAUUACAUGGACUGCGAGCUGAGGCUUUCUGAAUCAGUUUUCCGGCAGCUCAACACAGCCAUCGCUGUGUCCCAGAUGUCCUCGGGCCAGUGCCGCCUGGCUCCCCUCAUCCAGGUCAUCCAGGACUGCAGCCACCUCUACCACUACACAGUCAAGCUCAUGUUCAAGCUGCAUGCCUGUCUCCCAGCUGACACCCUGCAAGGACACAGGGACCGGUUCCAUGAGCAGUUCCACAGCCUCAGAAACUUCUUCCGCAGAGCCUCUGACAUGCUCUACUUCAAGCGGCUCAUCCAGAUCCCCCGGCUGCCUGAGGGGCCUCCCAACUUCCUGCGGGCCUCGGCGCUGGCGGAGCACAUCAAGCCUGUGGUGGUGAUCCCCGAGGAGGCCCCUGAGGACGAGGAGCCCGAGAACCUCAUCGAGAUCAGCACGGGGCCUCCUGCCGCAGAGCCAGCGGUGGUGGCUGACCUCUUUGAGCAGACGUUCGGACCCCCCAAUGGCUCCUUGAAGGAUGAUAGGGACGUGCAGAUCGAGACCCUGAAGAGAGAGGUGGAGGCGCUCCGUGCGGAGCUGGAGAAGAUCAAGCUGGAGGCCCAGCGCUACGUGUCACAGCUGAAGGGCCAGGUGAACGCGCUGGAGGCCGAGCUGGAGGAGCAGCGCAAGCAGAAGCAGAAGGCGCUGGUGGACAAUGAGCAGCUGCGCCACGAGCUGGCCCAGCUGCGGGCCGCCCAGCGCGACGCCCAGCGGAGCCAGGGCCUGCGCGAGGAGGCCGAGAAGAGGGCCAGCGCCACUGAAGCCCGCUACCAGAAGCUCAAGGAGAAGCACAGCGAGCUCAUCAGCACCCACGCUGAGCUGCUCAGGAAGAACGCGGACACGGCCAAGCAGCUGACGGUGACGCAGCAGAGCCAGGAGGAGGUGGCACGGGUGAAGGAGCAGCUGGCCUUCCAGAUGGAGCAAGUGAGACGGGAGUCUGAGCUAAAGCUGGAGGAGCAGACUGACCUGCUAGAGAAGCUCAAGAGGGAGCUGGAUGCCAAGGAGGGGGAGCUGGUGCGCACCCAGGAGGCCCUGAGCCGCACAGAGGAGAGCGGCUCGGAGCUGAACUCGAGGCUGGACGCGCUGAGUGCUGAGAAGGCCGAACUGAGCAGCGCGAUGCAGCGGCGGGAGGCGGACCUGCGGGCGGCCCAGGGCCUGGUGCGGGAGAAGGAGGAGGCGCUGAGCCGGGAGCAGCAGCGUGGCUCUCAGGAGGCGGCUGAGCUGCAGAGGCAGCUGGCAGACAAGGAGUCUCAGGAGCAGGAGCUGCAGAGGCGGCUCGUGGACGAGCAGUUUGCGGUGCUCCAGGCCACUGCCACCGAGGCCGAGCGCAUCCUGCAGGAUGCUGUGGCCAAGCUGGAUGACCCCCUGCACCUGCGCUGCACCAGCUCCCCAGACUACUUGGUGAGCAGGGCCCAGGCAGCCCUGGAUGCCGUGAGUGCCCUGGAGAAGGGCCAUGCCCAGUACCUGGUGUCCGAGUCAGAUGCCUCUGUGCUGGUGGCAGCCCUGACCCAGUUCUCCUACUUGGCUGCAGACACCAUCGUCCGUGGCAGUGCCACCUCCCACCUGGCACCCACCGACCCUGCCGACCGCCUGGUCGACACGUGCAGGGAGUGUGGGGCCCGGGCUCUGGAGCUCGUGGGGCAGCUGCGGCAGCGGCAGACCCUGCGGCAGGCCCGGCCCGGCCUGGUGCGGACCCCACUGCGGGGCAUCCUGCAGCUGGGCCAGGAGCUGAAGCCCAAGAGCCUGGACGUGCGGCAGGAGGAGCUUGGGGCCAUGGUGGACAAGGAGAUGGCGGCCACGUCCGCGGCCAUUGAAGAUGCGGUGCGGAGAAUUGAGGACAUGAUGAACCAGGCCCGCCAUGCCAGCUCCGGGGUGAAGCUAGAGGUGAACGAAAGGAUCCUCAAUUCCUGCACAGACCUGAUGAAGGCCAUCCGGCUCUUGGUGACAACGUCCACCAGCCUGCAGAAGGAAAUUGUGGAGGGCGGCAGGGGGGCAGCCACGCAGCAGGAAUUUUAUGCCAAGAACUCCAGGUGGACUGAAGGCCUUAUCUCCGCCUCCAAGGCCGUGGGCUGGGGCGCCACGCAGCUGGUGGAGUCAGCCGACAGGGUGGUGCUCCACACGGGCAAGUACGAAGAGCUCAUCGUCUGCUCGCAUGAGAUCGCAGCCAGCACGGCCCAGCUGGUGGCCGCCUCCAAGGUGAAGGCAGACAAGCACAGCCCGCACCUGGGCCGCCUGCAGGAGUGCUCCCGCACUGUCAACGAGAUGGCCGCCAACGUGGUGGCCUCCACCACGUCAGGCCAGGAGCAGAUCGAAGAGAGAGACACCAUGGACUUCUCUGGCCUGUCCCUCAUCAAGCUGAAGAAGCAGGAGAUGGAGACCCAGGUUCGCGUCCUGGAGCUGGAGAAGACGCUGGAGGUGGAGCGUGUGCGGCUGGGGGAGCUGCGGAAGCAGCACUACGUGCUGGCUGGUGGCGUGGGGACGCCGAGUGAGGAGGAGCCCAGCCGGCCCAGUGCUGCCCCCCGUAGCGGGACCUCCAAGAAGCCACCCCUGGCCCAGAAGCCCAGUGUGGCCCCCAGGCAGGACCAGCAGCUGGACAGAAAGGAUGGCAUCUACCCGGCUCAGCUCGUGAACUACUAGACUCCUGAGGGGGCCAGCGGGCAGGCCUGGGCCUUGGCUGGCUGCCCGACUCAGCUGGCGAGCCUCCAAGGGGUGCGGGACCGCACCCCCCGGGCCUGGACCCUCAGUCCUCGCUGAGCCUGAAGGAUCAGGGGCCGGUUCUCCACCUGCAACGGGCACUCAGCGCAGCCAGGACCUAGCACGCCCGAGCCACAGUGUCUUCAGGAAAUACACGGAACGUUUGUCACAUUCGGAAUUCAGUUUUCCUUCGUGAGUUUGUAUUCAGCACCCUGAGAAGCAGGGCCGUGGGAAAGGGGGUUUGGGCAGGCCCUCCCUGCCUUUUGAACUCAAGGUCUGAGGUGGCGAUGAAUAGUCAGUGCACGCUGGCUGUUGGGGACACAGGCAAGACGUCACUUAUUUGUAGCCUUCCUGGGGCAUUGAUUAUUCCUUGGAGGUGGUGGACUCAAACAAAGCGACUGCUCUAGAGUGGCCCAGUAUGGCCCGUUCUCCUUGGGCUUCACUCCACGGCCUCAGGGAUGGGAGUGUGGAGGAUGGGACCUUUGGGGAGAUGCGGGCCAAGCACUGCCGCCAAGCCCCGUGGGCACAGGUGCUGUGCUGUCACUCUAGAAGUCUGUUCUGCUGAAACCUGUGGUGACCCUCCUAUGUUGUUUUUCAUGCCCCCGAUCAGUCUGCUCCUGCCCCGGAGGCCCGGUCUGCCUGUUUCCCAUUGCCCUGCCCCACACCUCCCCCUCCCCACUAGGUGAUGGCCAGCCUGAAGGCCUCCCCAGCUCAGCCACAAAAAUCCUAAGAACUAGGAUGCCUGCCUGCCAUCCUCCAGAUCAAGGGCCCCUUGUGCCCUACAGGAAGGGGCCUCUCUGAAGUCUGGCAACAACCCUGCUCUACCCUUGGACUGCCCUGCCUCCAUCCGGAGGACCCCACGACCCCACCCCCCUACCCUGCAUGGUGGGCCGGCACAGGCCUCGGUCUGGAGAGGAGCAAGGGAGCAGGCUCUUCCUGCUUUGCCUUUAGUCUUUCCUUGUGUUGAAGAGUCAGACUGGCAAUAAAACACUUGAACUGUCA